Molecule: messenger RNA, 1941 nt
Organism: Alexandromys fortis (reed vole)
Lineage: Eukaryota; Metazoa; Chordata; Mammalia; Rodentia; Cricetidae
Gene: Card9
Product: caspase recruitment domain family member 9
Exons: 13
Coding region: 203-1813 (536 amino acids)
Biological process (GO): regulation of apoptotic process; positive regulation of canonical NF-kappaB signal transduction
Cellular component (GO): cytoplasm
Molecular function (GO): CARD domain binding
Source: RefSeq, a predicted model, not a curated record
UCAUCAGGAAGUGCACAGCCUUCUCCAGUCCGGGAGCAUCCCCACACUCGCAGAGACCCAGACUUCUGGUGUGCUCAUAGCCCAGACAGCAUCCCACUGGCAGGCGGCUCCCACAAGACCCUGAGGCUGACUGCUGCAGACCCAGCAGGGAACAGGAGGUGGGCGCUUCCUCCGCUGCACGUCAGCACCGCCCACAGGGGACAUGUCAGACUACGAGAAUGACGACGAGUGCUGGAGUGCCCUGGAGAGCUUCCGGGUGAAGCUCAUCUCUGUAAUCGACCCCUCACGGAUCACACCCUACCUGCGCCAGUGCAAAGUCCUGAACCCUGAUGACGAGGAGCAGGUGCUCAGUGACCCCAACCUGGUCAUCCGCAAGCGGAAAGUGGGCGUGCUCCUGGACAUCCUGCAGCGGACAGGCCACAAGGGCUAUGUAGCCUUCCUUGAGAGUCUGGAACUCUACUACCCGCAGUUAUACAGGAAAGUCACUGGCAAGGAGCCAGCACGUGUCUUCUCCAUGAUCAUUGAUGCAUCAGGGGAGUCGGGCCUGACGCAGCUGCUGAUGACAGAGGUCAUGAAGCUGCAGAAGAAGGUUCAGGACCUGACGGCACUCCUGAACUCCAAGGACGACUUCAUCAAGGAGCUACGGCUGAAGGACAGCCUUCUGCGGAAACACCAGGAGCGCGUCCAGCGGCUCAAGGAAGAGUGCGAGCUGAGCAGCCGAGAGCUGAAGCGUUGCAAGGAUGAGAACUACGACCUGGCCAAGCGCCUAGCGCAUCUCAGUGAAGAGAAGGGCUCCGCACUCAUGCGCAACCGCGACCUGCAGCUUGAGGUGGACCGGCUCAGGCACAGCCUCAUGAAGGCGGAGGAUGACUGCAAGGUGGAGCGGAAACACACGCUGAAGCUCAGGCACGCCAUGGAGCAGCGGCCUAGCCAGGAGCUGAUGUGGGAGCUGCAGCAGGAAAAGGACCUGUUGCAGGCCCGGGUGCAAGAGUUGGAGGUCUCUGUACAGGAGGGGAAGCUGGACAGGACCAGCCCCUACAUUCAAGUGCUGGAGGAGGACUGGCGCCAGGCCCUGAAGGAGCACCAGGAGCAGGCCAACACUAUCUUCUUCCUACGCAAGGACCUCCGCCAGGCUGAGGCCCUCCGGAUCCGGUGCAUGGAGGAAAGGGAGCUGUUCGAGCUGCAGUGCCAGGCCUUGCGCAAGGACGCCAAGAUGUACAAGGACCGGAUCGAGGCUAUCCUGCAGCAGAUGGAAGAGGUCUCCAUUGAGCGGGACCAGGCUAUGACCUCGAGGGAAGAACUGCACGCACAGUGUGCCCAGAGCUUUCAGGAGAAGGAUGAGCUGCGAAAGCAGGUUCGAGAGCUGAGCGAGAAGGCAGACGAGCUCCAGCUGCAGCUGUUCCAGAGCGAGGGCCGGUUACUGGCCGCUGAGGGCAGGCUCAAACAGCAACAGCUGGACAUGCUCAUCCUGAGCUCUGACUUGGAGGAUACUUCACCCAGGAACUCCCAGGAACUCUCACUGUCUCAGGACCUGGAGGAGGAAACCCAGCUCUCAGACAAAGGUGUCCUGGCAGACAGAGAGAGCCCAGAGCAGCCCUUUGUGACUCAGAGCAAGGAGCCGCUUUCACAAACCCAUGGCAUGGGGCCCAGCAGCAGCGAACCCCCGGAGAAGGAGCGGCGGCGCCUCAAGGAGAGCUUCGAGAACUACCGCAGGAAACGGGCGCUCCGCAAGAUGCAGAACAGCUGGCGACAGGACGAGGGGGACCGCGAGAACACCACUGGCAGCGACAAUACCGACACCGAGGGCUCCUAGCGGGCCGCACCGAGGCCGAGCAUCUGUGUAAAUGUGAAGGGAUGCUGCAUUUUUUUUACUGUAUGCUACACAUGUGUUGUACAAGUGUUGGAAAAUACAGCUAAAUAAAAUGACCAUCAAGCCGAACC